GAGGGCGCAGGGCGGGGCUCCGGCUUGUGUAGUACGUGUGCUUCACAGCAGUUAGCUUGCAACGCUACAGCUGAAUAGAAGUCAGAAACAUGGUGCUGCUUGAAAACGACUCGUUCCUCACAGAGCUCACACGGCUCUUCCAGAAGUGCAGAACAUCUGGCAGUGUUGUCAUCACACUAAAGAAAUAUGACGGGAGGACCAAGCCAGUGCCCAGAAAGGGCCACUCAGAGUCAUUUGAACCAGCAGAUAACAAAUGUCUAAUCAGAGCGUCUGAUGGCAAGAGGAAAAUUAGCACAGUGGUCAGCACCAAAGAAGUAAUCAAGUUUCAAAUGGCGUACUCCAACCUCCUUAGAGCUCACAUGGACGGACUUAAGAAGAAAGAUAAGAAAAGCAAAAGCAAGAAAACCAAAGCCACCCAAUGAGCAACAGACUCUUUAACAUACUUUAGGUCACCUAAACUGGCCUGUGCGAUCAGUAGGCGUAAAUGGGAAAGGCCUCCUUACUUGGUCUGUCGCCCCACCUGGCUUUCUACCCAUUCACCCGAGGCCUCAGAAAACACUGUUCAUUCACCCGGUGACUGCUUUCAAUAUUAUGCCGUUGUUUGCAUGGUGACAUCUCAUCCCUGGCUUUGUUCAGUGCCAUUGGUGAUCUGGAACAGAAAAUACCUGAGGAUUCCCUUGAAAACUAAUACAAGAACGAAGCAGGUCAACUUUAUUAAAUCUCCACGGCUUCUGCUUCAGAAAACCAGAUCAUCAGCAGCAGCCUGAGUCGCCUCUGGAGCCAAAUCCAUGGAGCCCAAUGGUUAACUGCCUUUCAUACUAUUUAAUUGUUAGAGUCCCUAUUUAUGUUCUAUUAACAGCUAACCUGAGAGCUGCGAUAGCACGUUUUAAUUCGACAAUUUCUUUAGAAGGAUGUUUAAUUCCCCAGUUAUUUGAUUUUUUUUUUUUCUUAAACGUGCUUUGAAAUUUCAGCAAGGGUGCUCAGAAGUAUAGAACUAAAUAUGAUCAAUUUUGCUUAUGUUGUCAAAUUUCAUUGUACGUGACAUUUUGGAGAGGAAAUGUAUUUUAUGUUUUUAUUUUACUUUUUGAAGUACAGUGAAUAUUUUGUGCCCCUUUGUUUUUGAACUACACACCCAAGCCAAGCUGUCAAACUGGACGUCUUAGAUUUUAAAACACCAAUAUAAUGUACAGAAUAGCUUCAGUUAAUGUGGUUAAUUCAAAGAAAGGUGUUAUGAUUGAGUUAAAUAGCACAAAAAAGUUCAAAGUUCUAGAUUUACUGAAUGUCUUUUUUGACUUAUGAAUACAGAGAUACUUCUAAUAUUAAUUUCUGUCUGUCACAGUUACAAGGCAGGUUUAGCCACAGUCCAGUACACGUCGAUCAUUUGUAUUGUCUCGUCAUGCUCCCGAGUCCAGAUCUCAUGGAAAAGGACUGCAGCAGAAUUUAAGUUGAGAAAUAAAGUGCUUUGUUAAAAGUCA
Messenger RNA from Lates calcarifer (barramundi perch), 1475 nucleotides. It is a transcript of the gene srp14, whose product is annotated as signal recognition particle 14. The transcript has 5 exons. Gene Ontology annotation, biological process: SRP-dependent cotranslational protein targeting to membrane. Lineage: Eukaryota; Metazoa; Chordata; Actinopteri; Centropomidae. Gene Ontology annotation, molecular function: endoplasmic reticulum signal sequence receptor activity; 7S RNA binding. The record is from RefSeq and is a predicted model, not a curated record. Bases 90 to 422 code for a protein of 110 amino acids. Gene Ontology annotation, cellular component: signal recognition particle, endoplasmic reticulum targeting.